This is a messenger RNA of Pieris macdunnoughi, 240 nucleotides long. NCBI's taxonomy places the organism in Eukaryota, Metazoa, Arthropoda, Insecta, Lepidoptera, Pieridae. The record is from the annotation of a GenBank genome assembly.
AUGUCUCUAUUAUUUAUUCAUUACGCGAUUCGGCUCGCACUGAAAUCCACGCACGCGCAAUCACCAUACGUCCAUCUGCGCCUAAAAGCGAAACGUCAUUGCACGGUGGAAACGGGAAAACGCCGGGCGGGGACAGGAAAGAAAGGGAAGAUCUCCGCUGGAGGGAGAAGCGAAGCCGAGCUGCGAUUGGCCGAAGGAAACGAGGCGUGCCCGGGGUGGAGGAACGUAAUCGAGCAAUAA